Molecule: messenger RNA, 1011 nt
Organism: Trichoderma virens Gv29-8
Lineage: Eukaryota; Fungi; Ascomycota; Sordariomycetes; Hypocreales; Hypocreaceae
Exons: 1
Coding region: 1-1011 (336 amino acids)
Biological process (GO): nucleoside metabolic process
Molecular function (GO): catalytic activity
Source: RefSeq, a predicted model, not a curated record
AUGUCGAACCCCGAAGACUACGCCAUUGGCUGGAUAUGUGCCAUAAGCACAGAAUACGUUGCCGCACAGGCUUUCCUAGACGAAAAACACGGUAUACCAAGUAAUGUCUCCAGGCAUGAUAACAACGAUUAUACGCUGGGAAGAAUUGGACAGCACAACGUCGUCAUAGCCGUCCUUCCAGAUGGGGAAUAUGGCAUAGCUUCUGCAGCAAGUGUCGCCAGAGACAUGCUUCAUAGCUUUCCAAAUAUUAGAAUUGGUUUAAUGGUCGGCAUUGGCGGUGGCGCUCCUAGCGGAAGUCAUGAUAUUCGCUUAGGCGAUAUUGUUGUGAGCGCUCCUCGUGAUGGAAUGGGGGGCAUCUUUCAAUACGAUUUUGGCAAAACAAUUCAAAAUCAGAGCUUUCAGGCAACUGGAUUUUUAAACCAGCCGCCUACUGUCCUGAGAACGGCAAUGGCUGGGCUUAGGUCUCAGCAUGAGAGCGAAGGACAUGAAUACGAGGCCACCAUCUGUGAGAUUCUUAACAAAAAGCCACGACUCCGGAAGAAGUAUACUCGGCCGGGUCCAAACAGCGAUAGACUAUAUCAAAGUGACAUUGUUCAUCCUGAGAAUGACUCCAAUAGCUGCCAGAUUGUUUGCGGCGAUGAUGCAAAGAUUCUAGUGCCACGCCUUAAAAGGACGGAAGAUGACGAUAACCCUGCUAUCCACUACGGCAUUAUUGCUUCUGCAAACCAAUUGAUGAAAGACGCCAUUAUGCGGGAUAAGCUUGCCAGUGAGAGGGGUGUUUUAUGUUUUGAGAUGGAAGCAGCUGGACUUAUGAACCAAUUUCCGUGUUUAGUCAUUCGAGGUAUCUGCGACUAUUCGGACUCACACAAGAAUAAGGAAUGGCAAGGGUAUGCCGCAAUGACAGCGGCUGCAUAUGCGAAAGAUCUUCUAUAUCGUAUACCAUUGAACAAGGUUGAGGCUGAACAGAAAAUUAAAGACACUCUGUCCCACGGCCAGACACCCGUUAAUUGA